Petromyzon marinus (sea lamprey) is the source of this 2747-nucleotide messenger RNA. RefSeq names its product dihydrolipoamide dehydrogenase (gene DLD). The record is from RefSeq and is a predicted model, not a curated record. Gene Ontology annotation, biological process: 2-oxoglutarate metabolic process; pyruvate metabolic process. Gene Ontology annotation, cellular component: oxoglutarate dehydrogenase complex; mitochondrion. NCBI's taxonomy places the organism in Eukaryota, Metazoa, Chordata, Hyperoartia, Petromyzontiformes, Petromyzontidae. Gene Ontology annotation, molecular function: flavin adenine dinucleotide binding; dihydrolipoyl dehydrogenase (NADH) activity.
CCGCGUGACCCCCGGAAGUGCCUCGGGUUUCUACUUCCUGGGUCACGCCGGGGUUGAGCGAGCGGGAAGGUCGGACAUCAUGCAGGGUUUGUGUCGCCAGCUCGCCCCUCGCCUCGCACAGGGUAGCCAUCUGUUUAGGGUACCCGGCAAUGCUCAUGCAGUUAAUGCCGUUGUGCUACGGACCUACUCGGAUAAAGCUCCAUUGGAUGCAGAUGUGACUGUCAUUGGAUCUGGGCCUGGAGGGUAUGUGGCUGCUAUCAAGGCUGCACAGCUUGGCUUCAAGGUCAUCUGCGUUGAAAAGAAUGAAACGUUGGGUGGAACCUGCCUCAAUGUGGGAUGCAUACCUUCCAAGGCACUGCUGAAUAACUCGUAUUUCUACCACUUGGCUCAUGGCAAGGACUUUGCCAGCAGAGGCAUUGAAAUUCAGGGACUGAAGCUGAACCUGGAGAAGAUGAUGGAACAGAAGAGCGGUGCAGUCAAAGCUCUCACAGGAGGCAUCGCCCACCUCUUCAAGCAAAACAAGGUGACGCACGUUAAAGGGCACGGCAUGAUAACGGGGAAGAACCAGGUGACGGCCGCUUGCGCUGACGGCAGCCAGCAGGUCAUCAACACCAAGAACAUCCUCAUCGCCACGGGCUCCGAGGUCACGCCCUUCCAAGGCAUCGAGGUCGACGAGGAGACGGUGGUGUCGUCCACGGGCGCCCUCUCGCUCAAGCAGGUACCGGAGAAGUUGGUGGUGAUCGGAGCUGGCGUCAUCGGCGUGGAACUGGGUUCAGUGUGGCAGCGCCUGGGCGCGGAGGUGACAGCCGUGGAGUUCUUGGGUCAUGUGGGUGGCGCCGGCAUUGACAUGGAGAUCUCCAAGAACUUCCAGCGCAUCCUGCAGAAGCAGGGCAUGAAGUUCAAGCUGUCGACCAAGGUGAUGGCGGCGUCACGGCGCGCUGACGGCAAGAUCGACGUUCAGACAGAGCCGGCGAAGGGCGGUGCGGCCGACACGCUGACGUGUGACGUCCUGCUGGUGUGCGUUGGGCGCCGGCCGUUCACGGCUGGCCUGGGCCUCGAGGAGCUUGGCAUCGCUCUGGACAACCGAGGCCGUGUGCCCAUCAACAACCGCUUCCAGACGAGCAUCCCCAACAUCUACGCGAUCGGCGACGCGGUGGCCGGGCCAAUGUUGGCGCACAAGGCGGAGGACGAGGGCAUCAUCUGCGUGGAGGGCAUGGCUGGUGGCGCAGUGCACAUCGACUACAACUGCGUGCCCUCCGUCAUCUACACACACCCCGAGGUGGCGUGGAUCGGCAAGAAUGAGGAGCAGCUCAAGGAGGAGGGAGUGCCGUACAAGAUUGGCAAAUUCCCUUUCGCCGCAAACAGCCGAGCCAAGACCAACGCCGACACGGACGGCCUGGUCAAGAUCCUGGCGCACAAGGAGACGGACCGCAUGCUGGGAGCGCACAUCCUGGGAUCUGGUGCCGGCGAGAUGAUCAACGAGGCGGCGCUGGCGAUGGAGUACGGCGCGUCGUGCGAGGACGUGGCGCGCGUCUGCCAUGCUCACCCGACCGUGUCGGAGGCGUUCCGGGAGGCGAACCUGGCCGCCACCUUCGGCAAGGCCAUCAACUUCUGAGCAGCCAGUGCCACCGCCUGCGCGGCGGCUGCCCCAACGAUUUAAAACAUUUGCACACCGUGCGCAGCGUCGGCACGGCAAUGGGCAGUCUCGGCGGCGGAGUGUUGCAGGUCACCAGGUUGAAUGCAGAAAGGAGUCCCAAUGGAGCCCCACGAGGGAUGUAUGGAUUAUUAUUAUCAGAGCACCAUGCGCUAAGUUGCUAACACGAGCACCAUGACGCUACUGUUAAAUAUUUGGAUGUUAACGGUAGCACAAAUUUAAAAUUCAUUACUCGAUAUCUUGCCUCUUAAUGCCUGCAAGUCGUUAAAACAGCCCCAAUGCGUUUUUGUUUUGUAAUCUAUGUUCGGUUGGGGUUAUGGAAAAAAUAUUAAAUGCUGGCACAUCGUUUCAUUACCAGGAUGUUAUCAGUGCUGUACCGAAAUAAAAUUGUGAUUUCUGUCUUUCCCCGGUUAAAGCCGUCCACGCGGUUUGGCUUUAAACACCGAACCAGCAGUGCGUAGUCGCCUGGCGUGGUGUCACGACCAACACGCGUGACGACAGCGUUGAGAGGAUGUGCACCGAAAGCAGCGGUGGCUUUGAUCAAACUCGGAUUGAUCUUGAAGAAAGAGACCCUUCAUGAAGAUCUAGCAAUUUAACAAUCGUGGUGGAGAUGAUUGUACAUCUGAUAUUGUGCUGUAUUUUCCAGCGUGAAAGUAAAUCUAAGCGCUGAAAAAUGUCCACUCUUUAAUGGGCUCAACUCCAUACGUCGAGCGGAAAGAAACGUCCGUGAAAAAAAUGUACGCUCUUGUUGAUGGGUACCACUUGUAAAAUGUAAAUCUGACUUUUUGAUUCAUAUCCCCCAGGCAUAGGGGUUCUUGAGCGUUUCCAGUUGGCGAAUUAACUUCCGUCCACUCGGGUUUUGCCCAUGUCCACCGUGGUUGGUUCUCGUCUCUCUCAACUCUCUCUCUCUGCAUGUCUCUGAAAAUUCCUGGCUUUAUUCUCUUGCUUUAUUGUUUCCCGUUUGCGUGUUCUGUACGCGCUUUAUCCGCACAGGCUGACCGGAAAGCCCCCCUUGCGCGCUCGCCGCCCGGCUGUAAUUCUCUGUGGUGCCGUUCGGUGCACACCUUGAAUAAAUUAAAAUAUUUAAAGCCUC